CCAUUCAUAAAGCACUCAAAUGUUAACGUGGUCUACAUCCGGUCGCCGCUGUCAUAGCGCUGUCCCUUUCCCACUCACGCACGUAGACGGAGAACAACUAUCCGUCGUGCCUGUUCAGUCAUUGGAACAUCCGUUCAAUGGCUGGCGGUCAAGAAAAAUGGUAUUUUACAAAAGAGCAACUACAGAAUUCACCAAGCAGAAAAUGCGGUUUAGAUGCAGAUAAGGAGCUGGCAUAUCGGCAGCAAGCCGCAAAUCUUAUCCAGGAUAUGGGCCAGAGGCUUCAAGUGUCGCAGCUAUGCAUCAACACGGCGAUAGUGUACAUGCACAGGUUCUACGCGUUUCACUCCUUCACGCAGUUCCACAGGAAUGCCAUCGCUGCCGCUGCACUGUUCCUCGCCGCCAAGGUGGAGGAGCAGCCCCGCAAGUUGGAGUACGUGAUCAAGGUGGCACACGUCUGCCUGCACCGGGGCGAAGGCGUCAACGCGCUCUCCCCCGAACAGUACACAGAACAGGCCCAGGAUUUAGUUUUCAACGAGAACGUACUGCUACAGACCUUAGGGUUCGAUGUGGCGAUCGACCACCCUCACACGCACGUCGUACGCACAUGUCACCUUGUCAAAGCCCCCAAGGACCUGGCCCAGACGUCAUACUUCAUGGCGUCAAACAGCCUUCACCUCACCACCAUGUGUCUUCAGUAUCGGCCCACGGUCGUCGCCUGCUUCUGCAUACACCUCGCCUCCAAGUGGAGCAACUGGGCGAUCCCGCAAUCGAGCGAGGGCCGGCACUGGUUCUCGUAUGUGGACCGCAGCGUCACCACAGAGCUGCUGGAGAAGCUGACGGCUGAGUUCCUGCACAUCUUCGACAAGUGCCCCUCGCGGCUCAAGAGGAAGAUGAUGACCAUGUCCAACAGCGGAGGGUCUCCCAGCGCGCCGCUGGCCUCGUCGUCGUCGACGCCGGCGCCGACCUUCGACAAGAAGCACGCGCCCACAGACGACUUCGACAAGUCAUUUGAUAAAGAAUACGAACGCGAAAGACGUCGUCAACCAGUACCUGGCGGCUACGUGCCGGCAACCGCGCCGCCGCAACCGCAACCACAGCCUCAGAAAAUAGACUACAACCUAUACAGAGAGAAGAGAGAAAGAGAGGAACGGGAGAGGCGGGAGGAGAGAGAAAGACAGCGCCAGAUGCAGCGGCCGGGCGCGCCGCAGGCCCGGCCAAGUGGGUCGCAGCCGCCACCGCACCAUCCUCGCCCAAACGAGAGGCCGCAACACCAGCAUAAACCUCACGGGUCCUGGCCUGGGCACCAUAAACCCCCCCACCACAAACCCCCUCACGAAGCCCACCAUAAACAUCACCACCGCCCCCCUCAGAUGCCCCCUCCGGCAACUACGGCGACUCCGAAGCCUAAUCCGAUCCCCCCCAGUCAGCCCCAUCCCGAAGUCCCCCACAGGACGCGUCCCCCUUCACUGUUCUCCCCCGAGAACGCCACCACCCCCGCCGCGGCCGCUGCGGCGCCGCGCCGGCCGCAGCCCCCCCAACUGCCGCGGCCUAAGCCUGAAGUCAGGCCCCCGCAACCGGCUCCUCAACCCCCCCAAGAAAGGCUCCCCAGUCCGAAAAAGCGACCGGACCCUUCCUCUGCCAUCAGAGAGAUGCAACCGCCUGCUAUUCUAUCUCCUUUCUCAUCCCCUCCCGUCAAAGAGGCGCCCAAGCCUAGACAACGGCAACACUCAUCCUCUGAGCCGGAGUUGGUGCCGGUGGUCAAGAAACUUGACGAGACCCCCGGCUAUGAGAACGUAAUAAGGGACUCCCAAAGGGGGAAUAGCAUAAAGACCAGACCUCCAGAGGUCAAAGUAGAAAGGAAGCCCGAAGUGGCUCCUCCUAGAGCCCUAAACGGCAUAGAAACAGACCCCACACUAGUAUCAAAUUUAUUAAAAGAGAGUUUGGCUAAGCCAGCGCCUAUAACGGUCGCUACUGAGCGCAAAAGCCCAAUAGAAAUCAAGAAGGAACCAGUGACAGAACCGGCCGCCCCUCCUCCGGUGAUACAGGAACCCCCCCAACAGGAGGAACCGACAGAACACAAACAUAAAAAGGAAAAGAAGAAAAAGGAGAAACACAAACACAAAGACAGGGAUAAGUCGAAGGAAGAGAGGAAGAAACACAAGAAAGACAAAGAGAGAGAGAAGAAGAAGGAGCCGAGUCCUGCACAGGAGCAGAACGAUGGUGGACUGAGGAUAACCAUACCUAGAGAGAAGAUAGCGACAAGUCCCGGGUUGAAGAUUAAAAUACCUAAGGAGAGGUUGGCCGCGCCGCCGCCCCCGCCACAGACGUCCGGCUUGAAGAUCAAGAUAUCGAAAGACCUUCUAGAUACAUCGAGAAAGAGGACCUCGGUGCCAGAGCAGGGGCCCCCGCAGAAGAUGGCGCGGCAGAACGGCUCGCACCCCAAGGUCGCCGAGCCGCCAGUGGGGAACGGGCACGGGAGGUAGUGACGUCAUAGACGCCAUAUUGUGACGUCAUAGACGCCAUAUUGUGACGCCACCGGCCCCCGCCUUCACCGUGUGUCGGCGUUCCACGCAUCAACUUACGGACCUCACUAGAGUACUGUUUCAACGGUUAUUAGAACAUUUUUCACUUUGUUUUUUUUUGGGGAGGCUGUAUGUCGGGUGUGGUGGUGAUUAAAAAAAAAUUGGGAAAGAACGCCGUAAUUUGAACAUUGUCAAGUUGUUUUUAAGGAAUGUUACACCACAGCACAGUCGACUUAUGGCAUUAAGGUAACCCUGUUAUUUAUAGCGGAAUUUUAUUUUUUCAAAACAUGUUAAAAAGAAAAUAUUUUUUUUCAAAAACAUGGGAAUGUAAAAUACCAGACUAUAUGGAUUUUUGUCCCUUGCCUUUACCAAAUGGGAUAAAUUCGAAAAAAAAAAAAUAUAGAAAUCCGCUGUAAGUAAGAAUUACCUUUAACUGUUUUUAUAAAUAAAAUAAUACGGUCGAUUUUGGCUCGCUUUUUUUUAAUAAUACAUUAUGACAGAUGGGUGGCAUGCGAUGUUUAAAAACGCUUUCAAUAAAGCACACAUAUGUACGCUUUGUAAAUACGAUUCGGAGUUUCUGAAAAAAAAAAAUGUAAAUAGAAUAUGUGACUAAAGAUUUUUCGAAAAAUUAAUUAAAAAAAUUACUAAAAAUACCGCUGUGUGAAAUUGUUGAAAAAAGAAAAUGUGUAUAAAAUGAUUACACUAGGAAUAUUCAAAUAUAGCAACACCGCAUCUUAUAGCAAUAAAUAAUUAUAAUAGGUAUAGUUCACUUAGAUUAGGUAGAUAUUUAAAUAGAGACUGAAAUUAACUUCUUUUUUUAAUUUUGGAGCCAAAAUCGCCCCGGCCAUGGCGGAUACAGGUGCGAGAAUGCUAGUUACUAAAAAAAAAAGGUUUUUUUACACCGGGACUAUCUCUGGUAGAUGGAAAGAUGAUAAUAUACAAACGAUGAAAAAAACUGCCCAUUUUUUUUAAAGUGUCUCCAUACAUAUUUUCGAUGGAGCAUUAAAAAGAAUCAAAAGUGUUGGCUGCAAAUUAGCGCCUUAUAAACCAUUUGAUACGAUCGAUAAACGCUUAAACUUCUAUCGUUUUAUCGCUCAAAUAAAAAAAAUCUCCAUCGAAAUUACGUAUAGGGAAAGUCAUUCUAAUACUCUUCUAUAAACGAUGAAUGAUAUAUUUUCAUUGCAUUAGUUUCGUUAUAGGAUGUUGCAUUUACAUUAAUAUUUUCUCGUUUGAAUAUUGUUAAAAUGGGAAAUUUUAUCAGUAAUAUACAAUACUUUCUCUUGAUAAAUGCGAGUCCCUGCCAAGUAGUUAAAUUUUGCGGCAAAUCACUGGAUAAAUUUACAUGUAUGAUUAUAUUUAAAAGAACCGUUAAGCAAAGCAAAGGCUUGAAAGCGGUUGAGAUAUCAGCACACCCCGGAUACUCCAUACAAAAAUCUCAUUACAAUGUGCAGUCUUACGCGUAAGUGCGAGCGAUACAGUCCGCGCGCUCCACACUUACUCCUUAGCGGCUUACAGCCAUUUAAGACUAAAGUAAGAGGGUUUUUGAAACGUACGUAGAGAGUAGAUUGAAUGAUUCUUCAGUUUUUCUUUAUAUUGAUAUUACUGGUAUAAUUUUCCAUACAUCUUUUUUAGGUGGCGAAUAUGAAAACGGUCAAAAUAUGGUAUUGAAAAAUGACUAUUUUUUUGAUUUGACGCCCAUACAAGAUAUAUUGUUGAAUGAGAUUUCUUGUUUUUUUUUUUUUAAUAGGAAUAAAUGCACUUCUUUGCAAUGUACAAAAUACUAAUAAGUAUUAAAAAUUAAAAGGGUUCUGUACAUUGCAAAGAAUUUGAGUCGAAUUAUCAACUGGUCUUUUAAUUAUCGAUCCAAAGUAUAACUACCUUAUAUAGUUGGAAACAAUAUGAGGUUAACAUGCCUUCCGAAGCACGAAAUAUUAUUUUCGGAAAAUUAGGAGAUUUCAGCCAGCAAUGUUCUAACUAACCAAAUUUACGGACAGUCUCACAGUGAUUGUUCCAUUUGGCAUGCCCUCACUGGGAAUCGAACCUAGGACGUCUGGAUCGUGAAGUCCAAGGCUCUAAAAGCUAGACCACAGAGGUCGAUAAAAACAUCCAUCAUAUUUUUUUCCAUACAUUCUUUUUUUCCAUACAUUCUUUUUUCUGUGUGUACAAUAUACUAUAUUGCUGUUAUGUGAGUUAUAUUUUAGAACGAUAAUGAAAAGAACAAUGAGCAUUGACGUCUGUCCAGAUUAUUAUUAUAUUUGUUUCUGACAGACCCUGUAUAUGAAUAAGAUAUUUUUUUACGCGAAUUUUCUUAAUUACGACAACUUCUUAUGAAUAUUGUGACGUUAGGUAGGUAGUCCUUUUGAUGACGUAAGCGCGAUUGUUGAGAACAAAAAUAUAAAAAUACAUAAAAAACCAAAAAUGGUGUCUGUAUGUAACAGGAGUGGAUCCAGCUUUUAUAUCCGGGGGGGGGGGGGGGGUCCACCAGUACGGCUAACAUGCGUAACGUGAUUUAGUCACGGCCAUUUUAUCGAUUCUGACGAUAUAAUUAUGUCGAUUGGUGCUAAUAUGUGAACACAAAGUCAUGUCGAAAUGCGAACAAAAUCACGUGGCACGCAUGUUAGGGAAAAAAAACAAACUUAUCGAGUUCGACAAAAUUUGUUGAAGCGGUCGAUAAUUUUAUCGCGUCGCGCAUGUUAGCCCUGCAGGGCGUAGACAACCCACGUAUAGAAUUAGAUAAAAUUUUAGUGGUCCACCCAUGACCCAAACCGUCGCUGGGGGUCAUUAAACAGCCCCCCCAGGAUCCGCCCAUGAUAUGUAAGGGGUCUUUUAGACCAAUUAUGAAUGAACAGCCUGGCCUUAUCGUAUCGUAACUUCAAAGGUCACGGGUGGUUACCAUGGUUACUCUCCACCAACUCGCUCGGGAUCGCGGUGACCAUGGUUACGCCCCGCCGAUCUGAUAGGCAAACGGGAUCCACAUUCCCGCAUUUUCGGAGUCAUGCGACCUAACCUGUAUUGGGCUGGUUUUCCCUUCGCGGGUUGGAAGUUCAGACAGGCAGUCGCUUCUGUAAAAAACCGGCCCUGUAAAAUCUUCAGGUUAGUAACCGGACCCUGUGAAAAACGGGAUGAUGCUAGGGGGACGAUGAUCUGCGUAGAUAGCUACGACUAUUGGAAGAAGUCGUUAAAAGUCGAUAAGGUUGUUUUGCCGAGGGCGCUGGAGUUUAAAGCGAAUGGAAAUCGCUUUCGCCAUACAGACUUUGGAGAUAGAUACUGGUGACGAUUCUGGCGGACAAUAUUUAAUUUUAUUUCAGUUUGGCAGUUUCAAUACGUCCCUAUUUAUUUAUACAUUUAUUGUUCUUCUUCUAUAGUGUGGGUUGUGAGGUGGAUUACCAACCCCAUCAACCCUUGUGUCAGGGUUACUAAUGAACCGCCAAAGGCCCCUGACAUGGCUCAUGUAACAUUUAUUGUUACAAACAUUAUUAAUAUGACGUCGUUCAACGCCGAGAGGGCUUCCCCCUUUCGUAUGACGUGGAAUUCGGUCGUGUACUAGAUUCAAGAUCGUGUACGUCCCACUGCCGGGCACGGGCCUCCCCUCAAUCAACCGGAGGGGGUAUGGAGCAUACUCCCAAACAAAAAAAAAAGGCUGAAGACAGAUUUAAACUGACGAAAAAUAUCUUCAUUUUAACGUAUUAAGUCAGACAUUUUAUUGCCUUUUUCUACGCGUCUAAUGUCAAUAGGCCCGCCUCCUGUACGGUCAUGAGCAAUAUCAUGUACCAACUUUAGAACCCUGUCGCACUAUUAUAUUUGACAUUUAAUGAGACUUACGGUUUAAUUUGUCAAAAAAGUUAAUGUGACAUGGUAUCAAAGUGUAUAUUAGUACUCGUGACCGUACCACACUAAGCAGGUUAUUUCUAUCUGAAACACUUAUUUUUAAAGCUGUCAAUCUAUAAUAUAAUUAAGUAUGUCCUCUGGAAUCGCCAUAGAUAAGGUCCGGUGUUUGCGAAUUGUAAGUUUUAUUAAGAUUUUUAAUUUUAAAGCUAGCAUAGUAGUUGUUAAAGUUACGUUCGUUUAUAGAAGUAAGAUUGUAUAUAGUUAUGUACAUUUAGAGGAGAAUAAAAGAGAUUUCGGUUUUUUAAGUUCCGUUGCUAGCGUUCUUGGGGCACCUGUUAAACUGAAAUGUUUACUAUGCGUUUCAGAAUGUAAUCCGCUUCCUCGCUGUUUGGUUAGUUAAGGACUUGUAUGUUCAUGCUAGACCAUAUUUUGGAUAUUUAGCUGGGUUUAAUUGACCCUAAAACUGCAUAUUUGACAACCAUAAAAAUGAAUUAAACGUAAGGUUGGAACAGUAUGUUUUUCACAAAAUGGUUCAUGUUAUGUCGGCUAUAUUGGUCCCUCAUCUAAAAUUGUUGGAAAUAUAAUAAAUUUGAUUUUUACCAUACAAAGUUUUGCUAUUCCAUUGAUAAAUAAUUUAAUCUUGAAAAAUCAUGCCUAAAUAAACAUUACUGAAUAAAGUGUUCAAAAUUUGAUUUUUCCAUACGAAAUUUUGAUAUUCCUUUAAAAUAAAAUGUUGUAAGAUUUCCCCGUAUUGAAACAAUUUUGGGCUCAAAAUAUCUCGAAAUUGGUCUUUUUGGAUGUGCAGUUUCUCUAGCCUCCUGAAGUCUACUUGUCCUAAAUAUAAGACGAAGGAGGCACAAACCAACAGUAUGUAUAACCUAGUUCAAUGUAUUUAUAUUAUAGUAUAAAAUAUCUGUAUAUCUAGGUGUUGACGAGUCGUUUUGCUAACGCCACUUCACGCGUUAUUGUAGAUAUGUAAUUGAAAACAGCAUCUGGUCAGUGUUACAAGUCCAAGUGACUUGUAUCUGCCCACCCUGAUAGGGAGUACGGGCGUCUGUAAUCCGAAGUUAAUUCAUUUAUAUAUCUACCAGUCCUUAUAUGGGUUACGUAUCGCGCGACGCGACUAAAUGGAACGUACUUUUAUCGACUUAAGAUAUAUUUGCUGUAUCUGUUAGUUGAAGUAUUUAUCGCGUGUAGUAUUUAUCGCAACGCGCGCGAUGUCGUAACACAUAUAGCGGGAUCUGCUACCUUACAAAUAUAGUAUAUAGGCAGUGAUGUGUCGUUCGUGAUAAUGUUCCCACUGUGGUAAAAGGCACAAAAGUUAAGUAAAAAAACCAUUAUUAUUAACCUUACCUAGCCUUUAGGCGGGUAGGACCAGAGUACAAGAAAGAAAAAUUUGAAAGAAGCAGCCAGUGCCCUCAAUAAAGAGUUUUUACUACAGAAAAAUACACAACAGGACUCUAACACCAGUUAAGAAGAGACAGGAAAAUUCUCACUUUGGGAAUGUUCUCGGGAACGGCAUAUGCAUAUAAAAUGCCUUGAAAAACUAAGUAUUGGCGCGGUAAAGUGACUCUAUCACCAGCGUACUAAAUUGGCCAGGUUUCUUAAUGAAAAUGUGAUAUGUUCGGAUCAGGUGUAAAGAGGUUGUAUAACUCGUUGUAUAUGUGUAUACGUAAAAGUUGAACUUCAGUUCGUUAGGCACCCCUUAAGGAGACAGAGACUAGGUUUAUAAAGACAUUUAACUGAUCAAUACGUUAAAAUCGAUGGUUUAUCGCAAAGAAGCAAGUCAUUUUAUCGAUUUUAGUAUUUAUUAUUGACGGUAUUUCGAAAAUUUGUAACGAAAAAUACAACAUUUUCUAGAUACCCUCAAUUGUAGGUACCUACAUAUUUUGAAUUAAUGUGGUAUCAAUGUAACAGUUUCGAUAAAAUGCUAAUUAAAUUGAUUUUUUUUAAAUAAGUUUCUGUCUUCCCCCUUUGUAACUUAGUCGUCAUGUUGGAGAGAGUUUGGAAAAGUAAUUAUUGGCCUAAGGGAAUACUUUGCGAUUGGCGCCCAAAAAGGGGCCACUUGUGACCAGAGUCGAGAUGGGAUUAGAGAUAUUUUGUCUAAUAAAUAAACAAUAAGACUGUUGAAAGGUUUAUUUCUUAUUUUAUUUUUUAAUUUAUAGCGACAUCAGAAUAAAGCAUAAGCUUACGACUAAUCGACUAAAUACGAUAUCCUAAUUAGGGUAGUUAGAGAUACAUCCAUAGCAGGAUGCAAAAUGUACCCACACCUAACCGAACGAUAUAAAAACACAAAAAAAAACAUCACGUCUGUCAGAGGCAGGCAGUAAACUCCGGAAAAAAAAAGAAAAAGAAAGUUUCUGUCCAAUUUUGAAAUAUUCACAUUGUAAGUUGCAUUGAUAGUUUUUGAUGAGAGUGGAGGAAGCGAAGGUGGUGUGUCAAGAUCAGUGAUGUGCCCACUUUGGGAAUAUUCCCCGCGAUAAAAAGGCGCAAAACUUUGCAAAAAUAGCUUUAUUACCUAACCUUUAGGCAGAUAAGGCCAGAGUACAAGAAAGAACAGUUUGAAAGAGAAAAGCAGCUAGUGUCCUUAUGAUAAGAGUUUUUACAACGGUAACAUUCCCACUUUGGGAACAUUUUCGGGAACGGCGCAUCACUGAUCAGGAUCCUAGUAAGUGGAAUUGCAGAACAAAUAGUCUGUAAAAGCCAUUGUACGGUCACGAGCAUUAAUAUGUAUACAAUUUGGUACCAUGUCACAUUACCAUUUUUACAAAUUGAACUGUAAGUCUCACUUAAUGUCAAAUAUGUUAGUGCGACAGAGUCCUAAAGUGGGUACAUUAUAUUGCUCAUGACUGUACAAUGACAAAAGUCCAUCCUAACAAUAUACACAAAUAAACUCGCGCCUCCCCACUGGGGUAAGCAGUGACUAUGGAAUUCUGCCUACCUCAAUAGAAUAUAGGCGUGAACUUACGUAUGUAUGCAAGUUGCAAUGGUCGGUCAUUGACCUCACAACUCACAUGGUAUAAAAAGUUGCAGUAUACAAGGUAUAAGAAAACCAGUUAUACUCAAAAGUGACAGCUCACAUUUCAAGGUUAGCCCACUUAGCCCAGCUGACGUCAUCGCACCCUACGUUGCCAUUUCGUAAAACAAAUUACCCACGACCAAUGAUUUUACUUUGAAAUUUUAGCAAAAUAUUCACUUAAAGUUUGAAUUAUUUUUAUAUAAUGUGACAAGCAUAGUAAUUAAAAACAUUAGUCAGUAAUUCACUUAAUAUUCAGUAAUAAAAUUUACGUCCUUGGAAUGUUGGAGAUACCAAUUUAAUGGUAACACUGGCGGCAGCAAUGGCGGCUUUUCAUAGGAUUGAGCAUACCUGGUUUUCUUAUACCAUGGCAGUAUACAAACCUUUCAACUGUCCAUAUGACUUUACGCGACAGAAUCCACGAUGCGAUAGCGUGCGGGCGCUCUCUCGCUCUAACAAAUAACGGUUCUGAGGAACAGAAAAGGAUAGUGCUAUGUGAUUCAACCAUUAAAAGACGUCAUAAAUCUUCAUUUUCCGCUGAGCGGAGUAAAGAUAGGCUAAUAACAUAAGCUUAUUGUUUAUUUAUUAUAAAAUUACCGCCUUACCAAUAAAACAUAACCAUGUUUGAGGUUUUCGCUUUUAAUAUCACAAUUAAAACACAAAAUGGUGCUAAUUCCAGCUACACACCAUCUAAGUUUAUUAUAAGUUAUACCUGUCUUUUUCUGAUCCGCCGAAAAGGAAAGGGAGACACGUCAAUUUUCGGCAGAAAUUUAAAAACCCAAAAUUUACAUAGGUCAGUAACCCGACAGAAUUAAGUUGACAGUACACGUCAAACGGGUUCCAUACCAGCGAGAUACCUAUUUGAAUCGCCCGGGUUAUUCAUUCAUUCACUUUAAAAUUAACCGCUGUCAAUCACCUGUCCCUUUCCUUUUCGGCGGAUAAGAAAAUGACGGGUGUAACUUUAAAUAAAAUGAGGAUGUGUCAGCAGGAAUUAAGGCCAACGCCGGGUUCUUCCCUGAUUUUAACGCGGUAAAAACCCAGUAUUACGUGUUUUAAUUUAAAAAAAUAAAGGUGAACGUGUGUAUUUCACAGCAAAGCUGCUUACAUUUGAGCCACCAAAGACCCCUGACAUGGCUUAUGUAACAAUAGUAAACCAGGGUGAUGAGAUCGGUUAUUGGACUCACAACCCACAUGAGAGAAAAAGAGAUAGAAUUAUUCGAUUUAAAUUGUUGUGUCACACACCACUUGUUUAUUUUUUAUUGCUAAGGCGAUUCAUCUCUUACCAAUUCCACUUUGGUGCAAAAAGGGCCUAAAUUUGAAAAUAUAAAUUAAAUGGUUUAUCGUAUAGGAAUGCGUUUUAUAUAAUUUGGCGAGUGUGCGGGCAGUAAUAAAUCGCAGUCUUGUCUAAUAUACUAUUUAAUGAAAUGCCUAGCCCGUUUACUAAAUGCCGGGUAAACAUUAGACUAGGUAUUCAGGUGUUUCAUUGAUAAGUGCAUUGGGUUUGUUGACAACUAAACUAUUUCAAAACAGCAAAGUUAACUAUACACAAGCAUUUCACUUUAAUCAAACUAUCGAUCGCAUACUAUUAGCCGCGUCUCUCACGGGGUUAUUUUAGUAUCCUAGUAGUAAGCGAGGGUGUAUGGAAAUGUAUGAGCGGUGGCGCAAAAAAAAAAAACCGAUUAGUAAUUUGAAUUUAAUACCCGUAUUCUAAGAUGUAAUUUCGACUCUUCCUAUACUCGACUCUGCUUCAGCUGAGCAUUUUGGUAUUUUAAGUUGUCAUUUACUCCUCGACUUGAGGACUUUUAGACACUGGAAUCGAACAUAUGCUGUCAACAAAAUAAUACGAAAUUAAUGACGUCAUGUCAUACUAGAGUAAAUUCCAGUUGAAGGUUGAGGCGAGCGAUUUUUGAGCUGAGCUGGAAGAGGUCGCCUCAACUGUAGACGGAGUCAAAUAAUGUUCAAGUGAACAUCUUCGAAUACGGGGCCAGGCCCCAAGAAAUUUGAAUAUCCCCGUGUUAGACCACGGUUAGUCGGGAAGAUUUUUCUUCUUUUACUAUAGACUAAAUGUCGACCUUUUUUGCAACGAAUAGAGAGAAAGAAGACGAAAAAUUUACGGUUACAUGGUUUAAAAUUGAUUGUCUUUGUAACUUUUCUGUAUAAGGGUUGGCUCAUGGCAGUACCUCGUAGCACCUUCCUAUGCUUCUAUUUUUUUCUGUUACUCGGAACCGGCAACCGUACGCGGCACAAUCGGCGAGGCGAUAGCGUGCGGUCGCUCUCUCGCUCUAACAAAUAAAGUUUCUGCUUAACAGAAAAGGAUAAAGCAUAGGAAAGUGCGAAGAGCUGCUGACAGGUGAGGUUCAACCCCAUAGAUUUACUACUACCGUAGAUUGAACAUCAGCGCUCGAAAAGUUGUAUUCAAAGUUACUGUUAAUAUAGCGACGUUGACAGUACUUUACCUCAGUGCGCGAUUAGGCGCCGAACUGGCAACACGGGGAAGUGCAUCGUAAAAACUUGGAAAAUAGAAGCUCAAAGCGAAAAAAGAAGGAUGGAACAUCAUAUUUCUAAUAAGUAAUGACAUUAUGUAUAAAAAUUUUGAUUUUCGCAGUAAAAUUCUCAAAAAUUAUAUUUUUAGUUUUAAAUACACUAGAAUAAGGACUGGUCAAUCAGAGUCGCAGUAUAACCCGCCCGUGUUACGAAGCACCACGCGCUAAUAUACAUAAUAAGACUAUGCGUACUUUCUUAAUUUGACACGAUUUUAUUGAAUGUAUAUACCGCUGUGUACGAAUAUAUAGCUAAACAAGCGCCAUGUUUUCGCCGCAUUUUUGUAUCAAACGCUGUAUCUACGGUAGUGGUAAAUCAAUGUUCAAUCCUUAAGAGUGAGAGUUAGGAACACAAAAUAUUAUUGCAUUUCAUAGAUUAUAGUGAUUGAAGCUUCAUUUCUUAACUGGCUAAACUUAUAAAAUUAUUGUUACGACGCUUGCCUCGGGGAUUUGGUGACCAUUGUUAUGUUUCUUGUCUACAACAUUUUAAGCUGGUAAUAUUUGUAGGUUUCGUUGUAGGAAGUAUUCUAAA
Molecule: messenger RNA, 12438 nt
Organism: Pectinophora gossypiella (pink bollworm)
Lineage: Eukaryota; Metazoa; Arthropoda; Insecta; Lepidoptera; Gelechiidae
Gene: CycT
Product: cyclin-T
Exons: 9
Coding region: 138-2483 (781 amino acids)
Biological process (GO): positive regulation of DNA-templated transcription, elongation; regulation of transcription by RNA polymerase II
Cellular component (GO): cyclin/CDK positive transcription elongation factor complex; nucleus
Molecular function (GO): cyclin-dependent protein serine/threonine kinase activator activity
Source: RefSeq, a predicted model, not a curated record